This is a messenger RNA of Effrenium voratum, 387 nucleotides long. The record is from the annotation of a GenBank genome assembly. NCBI's taxonomy places the organism in Eukaryota, Dinophyceae, Suessiales, Symbiodiniaceae.
AUGUCCCGCGGGGGCAGUGCUCCAAGCGUGAUGAUGCAGAUAGCGCCGGACGGAGGGUCCAGGCCAGACUCUGGUGGCCAGUCUCCAGGAAUGUCAGGAAUGGGAUCUGGUCAGGCCUCUGCCGAGGAGGACCGAAGGUUCGUCCUCAAAGAAGGCCUUCGUAUCGGUGAAACUUAUUAUUUGUUGGAGAUGUCCACCGAUGGCCGAACCCUGAACGUCUCAGCCUAUGACGGGGAGACCAAGACUUCUUUGGAGCUCAUCGUCAAAGAGAAGGUCCACCGCUCUCUCUACCGGGAGUGCAAUGGUGACUAUGCGCAAAUCGCCGCAAUGCUGCGAGUCGAGGGCAACCGCUUGGUGCUGGACAACCCUCUUGCUCAGCAGCAGUGA